AUGGCCUCAUACAGCAACCUACAUACGCAGGAUUUUGGCUCUGACAACUGGUGUUUGGGACUGCAACCUUUUUACAAUCAUCAUCUAUUGACAAGUUUAAGCAAUGGCGAAGUUCAUCACAUAGAUUGGGUUACUGGUAAAUCAGUCAGGGUAGACCAAGCAGGCAAUUCUUCCAUCAACAAAUUGAAAAUCAUUGACAGUAAUUUUAACGAAGGUUCCUCAUAUGCAGUCGCAUCUAAUGACUCAGUCAAUAUAUUAGACGUCAGAUCAAGAGAUAAAUUGGCAAGCCUGAAAAAUGAUAAGAAUGCUCCAUUCCUCUCUCUAGAUUCCCGUCAUGGCAUGCUAGCAUGUGGUACAGAGCUUAGCGGGGUAGAUGCUGAGUUACACAUAUAUGAUGUUCGAAACUGGAGUACCCCCAUAAGAUCUUUUGUGGAUUCACAUCACGACGACGUGACGGAUAUUAGGUUCCAUCCCAGCGACCGCAACGUUUUACUCAGUGGCUCUACUGAUGGAUACACAAACGUAUACGAUUUGAAACAGCAAGAGGAAGAUGAUGCAUUACAUCAAGUGAUCAAUUACGCAUCUAUACACUCAUGUGGUUGGCUGUCACCUAAAAGAAUCUUCACUCUUUCUCACAUGGAGACGCUUGCUAUGCAUGAAUUGAAUGAUAAGAGUGAUGAACUACGGGAGCCACAACCAUUGGAUUUCGGUGAUAUUAGGGAAAAAUGGGGUUGUAGUUACGUGGUUGACUUGUACCCUGGUUACGUAGCUGUUGGGAGCUCACAAGAGCGUUCCAGUUUCUUAAAGCUGAUGGCUCUGGAAAAUGAACAAAUCGAAACCGAAAAAUCACUAGUGAUACCCUCAGCUCACGGGGAAGAAGUUGUUAGAGAUGUCUUGAUUCCACCUCAAAAUUGUAACAUGCUUUAUUCCUGUGGUGAAGAUGGAACUGUAAAAAUAUGGAAAACAAAAGACACUGGCUUCCACAUCGAACCUGGAUUUUGGGAUUAUUCAAAAAAGAUGGACGUCUUUUCAGAGGAGGCAACCACACCCGAAGCGAUACCAGCAGCUUUAGGGAAUGGUGUUGUUUACGAGCAAGAAGUUGAACCACCAAAGAAGAAGGAAAAGAAGAAGGGCAAGCAGAAGAGUCAUGCGAAAUCACGCCGUUACAAGCCCUACUGA
Molecule: messenger RNA, 1179 nt
Organism: Torulaspora delbrueckii
Lineage: Eukaryota; Fungi; Ascomycota; Saccharomycetes; Saccharomycetales; Saccharomycetaceae
Exons: 1
Coding region: 1-1179 (392 amino acids)
Molecular function (GO): protein binding
Source: RefSeq, a predicted model, not a curated record